GUCAGGGUGGGGUGGGGUGAGAGAAGGGCUGCAAUUCUGGAGCGUUCCUGGAAGGACUGGGGGAGAUUGGAGGGCCCGGGGUGAGGAGGGGUCCCAGGUCUGAGUAUCUGUGGGGGUGUAGGGUUGAUGGAGAGGCUCCCCCUGUGCUGUGGUGUCCCCAGUGAGGGUGCUCGGGGCAGCCAGGAGGGCAGGGCUGUCCCGGGGAGCUGCAGCCCCGGCUCAGGGCACAGCGUGGGGCCGGGGGCUGCGGGAGCAGGUUUCCCUGGGACCCUCACCAAGCAGCCACCAGGGCUCUGUGGCACUGCUGUCCUCCCGGCUGCCCCCAGGUGGCUUCGGCAGCACGAGUACGUGGAGAAGCUCAACAUGCACGGCAUCCUGAGCGCUUCGGCGGGCCAGGAGCAGCUCCUCACCGAGCUGCUGGUCACCCAUGCCAAGAUUCCUGUUCUCAUCGGGGAGCUGGUCUCUGUGGAGGUCUGGAAGCACAAGGUCUUUCCCGUGCUGUGCCGCCUGGAGGACUUCAGGCCGAGGAGCACCUUCCCCAUCUAUGUGGUGCUGCACCACGAAGCCUCCAUCAUCAACCUCCUGGAGACAGUGUUCUUUCACAAGGAGAUCUGUGAGUCAGCAGAGGACAGCGUUCUGGAUUUGAUCGACUACUGCCACCGCAAGCUGGCCCUGCUGGCAGCUCGGAGCACCAAGGCACCAGCAGUGACCUCAGCAGGGCUCCCUGCUGAGCCUCUGGCCAGCCCCUCAUCCAUGCAGGAGCUGCAGAAGCAGGCAGAGGUGAUGGAGUUUGAGAUUUCCCUGAAGGCCCUGUCCGUGCUGCGGUUCAUCACUGACCAGCUGGACAGUCUGCCCCUGAGUGCACUGACACGGAUGCUGAACACCCACAACCUGCCCUGCCUCCUUGUCGAGCUGGUGGAGCAUUGCCCCUGGAGCUGCUGGGAGGCAGGCAAGCUCAAGAAGUUUGAGAAUGGCACAUGGCACGUGGUGCCCCCUGAGGACCAGGUGAAGAUGACCAAGCUCGAUGGGCAGGUGUGGCUUGCCCUGCUCAACCUCCUGCUCAGGCCCGAGUGCCAGCGCAAAUACCGCUUCGAUGGCUUCAACAAGAGCCAGCUCCUCAAGCUCCGUGCAUUCCUGACAGAUGUCCUCAUUGACCAGCUGCCCAACCUGGUGGAGAUGCAGAGAUUCCUGAGUUACCUGGCAGUGACAGACCCUGCUCCUCCCAAAAAGGAUCUCAUCCUGGAGCAGGUUCCUAUCAUCAGGGACCAUAUCCUCAAGAAAAACUCAGGGAAGUGGGAGGCCAUUGCCAAGCACCAGGUGAAGCACGCCUUCAGCCCCACCGAGGAGGAGCUGAAGCUGCAGGCACGCAGGUGGGCACAGACCUACAGCCUGGACCUGAUGGAGGCUCUGGCCCCCGACAAGCCCCGCUGCAGGGUGUGUGGUGCAGAAGCAGCCAAGCGCUGCUCCCGCUGCCGCAACGAGUGGUACUGCUCACGGGCAUGCCAGGUGCAGCACUGGCAGAAGCACAAGCCUGCCUGCAACCUGAUGGCUGAGGGGGCGAGGAGUGUGGAUGACCUGUGAGGAAAAGUGGUGUCUGCCAUCUGGCCCAGAGAGGCAGAGAUUCCCCCACUGUGCAGCCCAGAGCUGGCAAAGGCCCCUUCUGCCUGCUCCCAGCCCCAGGCAGCACUAGCCAGGGUCAGCCCUCCUCUCCCACCACCCCACCAUGCUGCCUCCUCCAAUAAACCUCCUUGUGCAUCCCACAGCUGCUUGGCUUC
Passer montanus (Eurasian tree sparrow) is the source of this 1775-nucleotide messenger RNA. It is a transcript of the gene ZMYND10, whose product is annotated as zinc finger MYND-type containing 10. Gene Ontology annotation, biological process: inner dynein arm assembly; outer dynein arm assembly; motile cilium assembly. Gene Ontology annotation, cellular component: centriolar satellite; cytoplasm. Lineage: Eukaryota; Metazoa; Chordata; Aves; Passeriformes; Passeridae. The coding region runs from base 127 to 1581 and encodes 484 amino acids. The record is from RefSeq and is a predicted model, not a curated record. The transcript has 11 exons.